AUGGCCAUCGCCUCAACUUCGGACGUUAUCGUGCUUUCGGUCGGCUUCGUUCUUGCUGCAGUAUACCUCUUCCGCGAACAGAUCUUCGAUUCCGGCAAAUCAAAGAGCUCAGUACCCAUAGCAUCCAAGAGUGCGGCAAAUGGCUCCGGAAACCCUCGGGACUUCGUGGCGAAGAUGAAAGCUGGUAACAAGCGCCUGGUCAUCUUCUAUGGAUCGCAAACGGGUACUGCCGAGGAGUACGCCAUCAGGAUAGCGAAAGAGGCCAAGUCUAAGUUCGGUCUCGCAUCACUCGUCUGCGAUCCUGAGGAAUACGACUUCGAGAAUCUCGACACGUUGCCGGAAAACUGCGCCGCGAUCUUCGUCAUGGCCACAUAUGGCGAAGGCGAGCCGACGGAUAACGCUGUACAGCUCAUGCAAAACCUCUCCGACGAAUCCUUCGAGUUUUCCAAUGGCGAGCACAAACUCGAGGGCCUCAAAUACGUUAUCUUCGGUCUCGGCAACCGCACUUAUGAGCACUUUAACCUCGUGGCGAAGCAGGUCGAUCAGUACCUCUCCGAGAUGGGCGCUACGCGUAUUGGAGAACGUGGCGUUGGUGAUGACGACAAGAGCAUGGAGGAGGACUACUUGGAGUGGAAGGAUGGCAUGUGGGAAGACUUCGCUCGUGUCAUGGGCGUUGAGGAGGGCACUGGCGCCGAUGCUCCCGACUUCGCCGUCACCGAGCUCACUGAGUCCGUCCCCGAGAAGGUGUACCAGGGCGAGCUCUCCGCCCGUGCUCUUACCAGGUCAAAGGGCAUCCACGACGCAAAGAACCCGUAUCCCGCCCCGAUCGCCGUUGCUCGCGAACUCUUCCAGAAGACAGGCGACCGCAACUGCGUACAUGUCGAGCUCAACAUCGAGGGAUCAGGUCUCACCUAUCAGCAUGGUGACCACGUCGGCGUUUGGCCAUCGAACCCAGAACUUGAGGUUACUCGCUUGUUGUGCGCUCUCGGCUUGGAAGACAAGGCGGACACUGUCAUCGGCAUCGAGUCCCUCGACCCUGCUCUCGCCAAGGUCCCCUUCCCCGUCCCGACUACAUAUAGCACUGUCCUUCGCCAUUACAUCGACAUCAGUGCCGUCGCCGGUCGUCAAGUUCUUGGCGCCAUCUCCAAGUACGCGCCGACGCCUGAGGCAGCGGAGUUCUUGCGCCAGCUCAACACGAGCAAGGACGAGUUCCAUUCCGUCGUCACGGAUGGCUGCCUGAAGCUCGGCGAGCUCUUGCAGCUAGCCGCCGGUAACGACAUCACGGCCGAGCCCACCACGGAGAACACGACAACCUGGGCGAUCCCCUUCGACAUGAUUGUCUCUGCGAUCCCGCGCUUACAGCCCCGCUACUACUCAAUCUCUUCCUCGCCCAAAAUGCACCCGACUACGAUCCACAUCACCUGCGUCGUCCUCAAGUACCAGUCCGUUGGCGCGCGUGUACCUGAGCGCCACAUCUUCGGUGUCGGCUCCAACUACUUGCUCAACCUCAAGUACGCGGCAUCCGGCGAGGAGGCACCAUUACUCAGCACCGACGGCGCACCCGCACGGACUGCUGUCCCGAAGUACCGUAUUGAGGGUCCUCGCGGCGCGCACCGUGAGGGUUCGAUCUACAAGGUCCCGGUGCACGUCCGCCGCUCAACCUUCCGCUUGCCUACCAACCCGAAGAGCCCAAUCAUCAUGAUUGGCCCCGGCACCGGUGUGGCGCCUUUCCGCGGCUUCGUUCAGGAGCGUGUUGCCCUUGCUCGCCGGUCAAUCGAGAAGAACGGCCCCGACGCAUUGGCAGAUUGGGGACAGAUCUCGCUCUUCUACGGCUGCCGACGGGAUGACGAAGACUACCUGUACAAGGACGAGUGGCCCGAGUACGAGCGCGAGCUCAACGGCAAGUUCAAGAUGCACGUCUCGCUUUCUCGGCAGAAUUACCGCCCAGAUGGCACGAAGAUCUACGUGCAGGAUCUAUUGUGGGACGACCGUGCACAUGUCGCCGACGCCAUUCUUAACGGCAAGGGCUACAUCUACAUCUGCGGUGACGCCAAGAGCAUGUCCAAGGCUGUCGAGGACACCCUUGCGCGCAUCUUCGGCGAGGCCAAGGGCGGAUCGGCGGAGGUUGAGGGCGCUGCGGAGUUGAAGUUGCUCAAGGAGCGCUCGCGCCUUAUGCUCGACGUCUGGAGUUGA
Molecule: messenger RNA, 2193 nt
Organism: Peniophora sp. CBMAI 1063
Lineage: Eukaryota; Fungi; Basidiomycota; Agaricomycetes; Russulales; Peniophoraceae
Source: the annotation of a GenBank genome assembly